Messenger RNA from Acanthosepion pharaonis, 744 nucleotides. The record is from the annotation of a GenBank genome assembly. NCBI's taxonomy places the organism in Eukaryota, Metazoa, Mollusca, Cephalopoda, Sepiida, Sepiidae.
AUGUCUCCUUAUUUUCUACUAAUCAAAAUAAUACCUUCCCAUCUCUAUCUAUCUAUCUAUCUAUUUGUGAAACAGAAGAGAACUGUCAAACAGACGCGUCUUAAAAUUUUGUCUCACUCCCCCUUUCCAUGCCUCCGAUUUUCAACUUAUCAAAAUAACGCUUUCCCAUCUCUCUCUCUCUCUCUCUCUCUCUCUCUCUCUCUCUCUCUCUCUCUCUUUAUCUAUCUAUUUGAAGAGACAGGGAAAUUUUUCUUUUUCGCUUUCCCCGAUUUCCGUCACUUUUGUCUGACUCCUUAUCUAUCUAUCUAUCUAUCUAUCUAUCUAUCUAUCUAUCUCAGCCUAUUCACAUCUAUCUAUCUAUCUAUCUCAGCCUAUUCAUAUCUAUCUAUCUAUCUAUCUAUCUAUCUAUCUAUCUAUCUAUCUAUCUAUCCCAGUUUGUUCAUAUCUAUCCCAGGCUGUUUCUAUCUAUCUAUCUAUCUAUCUCUUUUUACUACUUUAGUCUCUCUCAGUCUCUCUCUCUCUCUCUCAGUCUCUGUAUCUCUCUCCUUCUCUCUCUCGUUUAUCGUAUUUUUAAAAAAUAUAGAUAAAAUUAGGAACCCCGCUCUUUCCCCCCUUUCUCUCACAUCAGAAUGUGGUGUCAUUUUUAAACACACCAAAAUUCCCUCCCACACCAUUGACUCAGUUCUCCUUUUGUUAGACUUUGUUCUUUUUCUUAUUAUUAUUUCAUCCUUUAGCCAUUUUUAA